AUUGAGUCAUUUACAAAUCUGGAGUGCAACCUUUGCAUCAGAGAGUAUAUUUGAAUUACGCCGUAAAGGAAAAAAUCAACGGCAGCGGGAGCACGAUGCUGUUGAGACCAUUCUUUCCGAUAGAAGAAAAGCUCUCAGCCAAGGUGAGCUGCUUAGAUCUCGUGUUGUUGUUGAUCGAAAUACCUUCGUCUAAAGUGCGCAAGGAGAUACUUGGAAAUUUGAACAUUUGCGAGCUCCUCGUAGUUCUAAAUGGAUUGACAAAAGACGAGAAGAAUGACGACUUUCUCGAGUUCGACGAGCUGAAUGCAGACGUCAAACCGGUUUGGACUGAUGUUGUGGAAGUUCUGAACAAUUUCCCGUGCGUGAAGCUUGUUGAUUCUUUGACAAAGGCUGUUGGUGAUGCAGCUGAUGGUCUCGGGUGGUUCGACCUUCCCAUUGAUUCAAAUGAAUACGACUUUCUACUGGAGUACCUUUUGGACAGCAAGGUCAACCGUAUCGUCUUUCCCUUAGUAGAAAUCAUGACGAAGAAAUUCAACAAAAUCUACGAAGUUUUGGAAAACCACUGCGUAGCACUAAAAAUUCGUAAUGACAACUUGUCUGUCAUUAAAGAUUCCGAAAACUUAAAGUCAAAAUUGAGGAUUCUCACGCUAGUCAACUAUGAGCAUUUUGAAACUGUCGAAAAAUUGAAUUACGAAACUUUGAACAUAGUCGGCAACGAGGUCGACCUUUUCAGUGUGUCUACUAUGAUCAAAAAGAACGAAAAUCUCAAGAUAAUCUACUUCAAGGGAAGGUUGAAGGAUUAUAUCCCAUUGCAUAUUGACGAUAAGAUGCUCGUUUAUUACGAUCUCAUUGUCUUUGACACCAUUGAUAAUUCUCAAUUGAGCGAUUUGGGCAGCCUGACUAGAAUUGAGUCUCUGUAUUUGAACUUUACUCUAGAGAGUAAUGUCUCAUUGGACUGGUUGCUUAAAAAUUGUACACAGAUGAAAAGACUCUAUUAUUCUCUCAACUUUAAUACGAACUUGACUCAAACCAUAACAUUUACCGAGAACUUUACUAAAUUGGAAGAGUUGACUUUGAAGCGUUGCGAAUUCACAAUUCAGAAUGAUGGUUACAAACGUUCAAAGCUUUCAUUUUCCGAUGCGAUGAACAAUGCAGUCUCGAGUCUACAUACAUUGACUUUGAUUGAAUGUAAAAUUGAUUCUGAGUUCUUGGACGCAUUUUGUGGACCUUCGCUAAUGAGUAUAUUUCUGAUCAAUUGUGAUAUAAGGUAUAAUUCAUUUGUGAGAUUACCAGUUGGCCUCAGAAACCUAACCAUAAUCAACCAAGACGUCGAUAAAUGCAAAAAUCUGGUAUUCAUGACUUUCAAAAAAAGAUCAUCGUUUAUUCUCUCUUCUAGCAAAAAAUGCAUGAUAAACAUUAAUGAAAAAAUAAUGACCAUGAAAAUCCCAGAGAGCCACGAUACUUUUAUGGCAAGAUUAAAUGAAGAUUACUGUAUUACCGAUGGUGAGAAUAAAAACAACACGAUUAGCCCGUACGAAAAACAAAGUUUUAGUAUACAGAAUUUAAAGUUCCCAUUCAGUUCUACUAUUCAUUUUGCCAUCUAUCCUAACUUUGAUGCCGUCGACUUCAAAUUUAUGAAAGUUCUUGCCGCAAAGUUUGAUAUCUUUCAGACAAUUAUCGAGCUUUACUCAUUCACGAACACUUUUCACGACGUUCGCAAUGUACAAGAAAUUCAAAACGUCAAGGUUUAUCGAUAUGAUAUACUCAGAUUACAGAAUCAUCUGAAAAAAAUAUUGAGCAAGAAGGUGCUGACAGAGCAAGACAAUAAAUUCUUUUCCCCAUACCCAUGCUCGUGUGAAAGUCCCUUGAGGUUAUCACCGGCAUCGGUUUCGUCAGCUGCCAGAAAGCUGAGGUCUCCGAAAUCGCCUAAAAAGCCACACUCUCUUGCUUUAAAAGCGUUAAACACAGUCAAUAAUAGAGUUUCAAGUACCAACACGAAAAGCCAAAAUGGCAAGAUAAAGUCCCACUACGCAUGUGACGUCUGCGGCAAAUACUUCUCCCGAAGCACAGCUUUAAACAGACAUACUCUUGUGCACAAAAACCACCGCCCUUAUAAGUGCGAAGGAUGUGGGUACUGUUUUAAAAGGUCAGAUCAUCUCAAAGUACAUAAGCGUGUCUGUACUUCUGAAAGCGGCGGUUCACCGCUAUAAAUAGGCAACACUACAGACCAGUAAAUGUGGAAGAUAAGAUCCUAUGUUAGUGUAAUACCUAUUUAGUUGUAAAUUAUCAUUCUCAUGUAGCAUAAUAUAGUGAUUUGUUUAGAUUAAGUUUCGCCGCGGUGUGA
This is a messenger RNA of Pichia membranifaciens NRRL Y-2026, 2344 nucleotides long. RefSeq lists its product as hypothetical. Gene Ontology annotation, biological process: regulation of transcription by RNA polymerase II. The transcript has a single exon. Gene Ontology annotation, molecular function: DNA-binding transcription factor activity; RNA polymerase II cis-regulatory region sequence-specific DNA binding. Lineage: Eukaryota; Fungi; Ascomycota; Pichiomycetes; Pichiales; Pichiaceae. The record is from RefSeq and is a predicted model, not a curated record. Bases 96 to 2210 code for a protein of 704 amino acids.